This is a messenger RNA of Populus nigra (black poplar), 1164 nucleotides long. RefSeq names its product plasma membrane-associated cation-binding protein 1-like. The record is from RefSeq and is a predicted model, not a curated record. The coding region runs from base 320 to 907 and encodes 195 amino acids. Lineage: Eukaryota; Viridiplantae; Streptophyta; Magnoliopsida; Malpighiales; Salicaceae. The transcript has 5 exons. Gene Ontology annotation, cellular component: plasma membrane.
UGGUGAGGCUGGCUUGCGUGCAUUAAUAACAAGUUGGUAUGUUUCGGUAAUUAAGUUGGAAAACAAGGGGUAGGUUUGUUGCAAGCAUGUCUAUAUGAUGCCAUUGGCCUUAAGCAUGAUGCGCCUUAAUCUGGAGGGACAAAUAUUGGCUGUAACAGUUGCGUUGAGGUGGACACGAGGAUAGAUAGAUAGAUAGAUAGCAGAGAGACAGAGAGUUUGAAAGUAAGUGAGAAAGAUGCGCACAGAUUCUUUUGGCUGAUUCAUCAACUUUGCUCCUUUCUUCUCUACUUAUUUGUUGAGUACUUGAGACAAGAGAGAUAUGGGGUAUUGGAAAUCAAAGGUUCUUCCAAAGAUCAAGAAGGUUUUUGAGAAGGACAGUACAGCCAAGAAGGCAGCUGCAGCUGAAGCUAUCAAGAACUUUGAUGAGUCUAAGGAGGAAAUCUGUAAGGAGUUUGAAGAGAAGAGGACUGAACUUGGACCUAAAGUGAUAGAAAUCUUUGAAGCUUCAACAGCUGAAAUCAAAACAUUAGUUAAGGAUCCCAAAGAAGCAGGAUUAAAGAAGCAAACUACUUCAGUUCAAAAGUUCCUUGAUGAGCUUGUUAAAAUCGAGUUUCCAGGAUCAAAAGUAGUAUCUGAAGCAUCGUCAAAAUUUGGACCAGCCUAUGUUUCGGGUCCUAUUUUCUUCGUUUUUGAAAAAGUCUCAACCUUUAUUCCGGUAGAGGAAAAGGCAGUUGAGCCACCAGCACCUGAAACAAAAACUGAAGAAGCAACUUCUAGCACAGAGAAGGAGAUAGUAGUUGAAGAAGAGAAGAAAACAGAGGUAGUAGCAGCGGAGGCUUCAGAGAAGACUGAACCAGUGGCUGAACCACCUGCCAAGGUGGAAGAAGCAGAACCACCAAAGCCAUGACUCAUCAUCAAGAAGUAAAUCCCGUACGUCUUUGUGAAAAAGGUUACAUAAAAAAAAGAUUUGUUAUUCUUUAUCAUGUAUCCUUUCAUUGUAAGUUCUUUGGGUCAUAUAUUCCUUUGUGUAUUGUUUUUUUUUUUUUUUUUAAGUUGUAAUAUCAAUUUACAGUCUAGAGAAGUGGUGGGGGGCGCGUCACUUGGUUUCUCCUCUCUUUUCUUAAUUUGUUCUUCUUGAUAAAAAAAAUAUUAAAUUUCUUUGAA